AUGGAGACCCUGGAUGAAUUUGACAAUGAAUAUCCACUCCUCAUAACUUUCUGCGAGCGGAUCUCCCCCCAGGCCUUUGAGAAACAGUCUUUGAGUUAUACUCAGAAAUCGCUGCAGAAUCUUUAUACCCAAAUGGAGCAGAAUCCCAGAAUCUGUGAGAGGAUCCUGCGCAAGAGGAAGCAGAUGGAGAAUGAGGAAGCUGGUGUGGUGCAAUAUCUGAAGGCCAAGUUUUUUGCCAUACUUCAGGGAGACAUGAACUACAACAACUUUAUGGAGGAAAUGGAGAUAGGAGAAAAGGCGGAGCAACUCAUGCGUGAGAUGCAGAAGGCCAGUGACUACGGUCAUUCUGCCAAAAUUGUGCCAUGGAAGCAUCGGAAAACGAGGACUAGGAAGAACAUUCUGUCAGGAGGAUUCAGCCCCAGCCAGAUCAGUCUUUCAGAUUCACGUGUUGCAACUGUGCCCAAAAUCUUUGGUUCUUUCCCAAAGCAGAUGGAGAGAGCCCUGGAUUCCAACACAGACUUGAAGCAGCUCUGGGCUGGCAUGUCUUCGGUCAAUCAGAAGAGCAUAGUCGACCUGCGGCCCUUAAUGCUGAACCCUGGUGGCUUCCGUCCCCCAUACUUCGGUAGCAACUCCUUCUGUAGACUGAAAUACUCCAGUUUUCCAAGGACUCCCAUCAACAGCCCUACUUCAUCUUCCCAGAGUGCUGGUCCAUCCAGCAGUGGCUCAGUUUUCAACACUCCUAUACUGGCCAAGUUCAGAGAGAACAAAGAUGAUGAGAAGGAUAUGGAAAACCCGGGCCCUGGUUCCCACUUUACGGAGCCCUGAAUGUCUUUUCAUGUGUGAUCCUAAGCGAAUUAAAGGUCACUGCAU
Messenger RNA from Heteronotia binoei (common prickly gecko), 870 nucleotides. RefSeq lists its product as uncharacterized. The transcript is spliced from 6 exons. The coding region runs from base 1 to 825 and encodes 274 amino acids. The record is from RefSeq and is a predicted model, not a curated record. NCBI's taxonomy places the organism in Eukaryota, Metazoa, Chordata, Lepidosauria, Squamata, Gekkonidae.